Molecule: messenger RNA, 2055 nt
Organism: Naegleria lovaniensis
Lineage: Eukaryota; Heterolobosea; Eutetramitea; Acrasida; Naegleriidae
Exons: 2
Coding region: 1-2055 (684 amino acids)
Biological process (GO): RNA methylation
Molecular function (GO): methyltransferase activity
Source: RefSeq, a predicted model, not a curated record
AUGCUUCAACAAGAGAACCAAAACCAGCUUGUUUCUUCUUUAUCAACUAUUCAUCAGAAUGAAGAGAAGAGUGAGCAUCACAAUCGGGAACAUGCUCCGACUGCGGAAGAGGAUAUUCUAUUGCAUGGAGCUCCUCAACUCAAGAAGAGGAAAAGUAACAAAAAGAAGAAGGAGAGAAAGAAUGAAUGGAACCCAAAGAAAACUCCACAAAGAGAUAUUGAAAAAACCAACAAGAUGUUCGAAGAAUAUUAUUUCAAACAACAAAAGGUGGUAGAAACGGAGGAAGAGUUGAACGAAAUGUUGAAUGCAUGCCGUUCUCCAUUACCAAUUACAUUCCGAGUGAACCAAUCAAUCCCAAAGCAAUACCAAGAAAAGUUGAAGCAAAAGAUUAAACUUUUUUCUGAGAAUAUCAAGAAUAUUAGAAUUGAUAACUCUGCAACAGCCCAGUUUUUAUACAAGUCGAGUACAGAUUCGGAAAAGCCAAGCGAGCCUGAAUAUGCCUCGUUGGAACCUGUAUCAUUUAUUGCCGAUGAGUCUAUUUGGCAAAUGUCAGAUGCAAUCACAAAAGAAUUGCUAAGAAAGCAACCUGAACUUGCUCAAUUCAGAGACUUUCUGAUGAGAGAAACUGAAAAAGGUAAUCUAAGCAGACAAGAAGUUGUCAGUAUGCUUCCACCAUUGAUGUUUACUAAUUGGAAACCAUCAGAUAGAGUGUUAGAUAUGUGUGCUGCUCCUGGAUCGAAAACUGCUCAGUUAGUUGAAUUAUUAUACCAAAGCGGUGGUGGAGAUUCAAAAAAUAUAACUGGAUUUGUGAUUGCAAACGAUAAUGAUGUAAAACGAGCUUAUUUAUUGGUUCAUCAACUUCAACGAUUGAACUUUUUGUUCCCUCAUGUGAUUAUUACAAACCAUGAUGCGACCAAGUUCCCUCAAUUCCAUACCGAACCCAAAUUACAGUUUGACAAAAUUUUAUGUGACAUCAUGUGCAGUGGAGAUGGUACCAUUAGAAAGUCUCCAACAACAUGGACGCAGUGGAAGGCUAAUAUGGGUCAUGGUUUGCAUAAGUUGCAAGUGGAUUGUGUGCUGAGAGCUGUCGAGCUGUUAAAAGUUGGAGGAGAGAUCGUAUACAGCACAUGUGCUCUAAAUCCAGUUGAAGAUGAGGCAGUUGUUGCUGAGGUAAUACGAAGAACCAAAGGAAAGCUUGUAUUACAGGACCUUUCUUCAAGAUUUCCAUCUUUAAAGUAUAAGCCAGGUAUGACUACAUGGACAGUUGCUUCAAAGAAGGGUGUUACCAUUCCAACUUACGAAGACGCCUUAAAAUUAAAUUUAGACAACAGGAUUGUUGAAAGCGAAUUUCCAAAGGAAGACGUAAAAAGCAUGAACAUACAUUAUACGAUGAGAAUUUUACCUCAUCAAAACAAUACUGGAGGUUUUUACAUUGCUCAUUUCAAGAAAGUUGGCGAGUUAGACGAGCCAGUCGUCCAACUUUGCUCAGAUACACCUAAUGAAAAGAUCAAACAGUUCAAAGGAAGAAAUGUUCAAAAAGAUACAAUCCAAUCGAUGGACCCAGAGAAACUUAACUCUAUUUUAGAUUUUUACGGCUUUAAUAAGGACGCAUUUACAAAUGAACAAUUUUGUUUGAGAAUGUCAGAAAACUCAACUGGAACUGAUGGAGUAAGAAAAGUCAUAAAAGUGGAGCUGAACUUGGCCAACUUUAUUAACUUUUUGGUUGAGUAUCAAAUUUCCACAGAAUCCAUCAGAGAAAAUGAUCAAUCAGUUGAAGCGGAAAAGAUUACAUCCAUGCAGCCAGGUGGUGUUUUGGUGAAAUUGAAAGAUUGUGAAGAGAGCAGUCAUGACGACAUUUUUGCGAUCGGAUUUAAGGGCGAACAUACUCUUUCAAGACAUGUUAAAUUUGAGCACAUACCAGUGCUUUUGAAAUCCAUUGGAUGCACUCUCGAACCCAAAAAGAAAAAGGAAACAAAGGAAACAAGUUCAUGUGAUGUCCCUCCUGUCGAUGAAGAUGACACUGUAGACCCCAAAAUUAAGGGUGAUGAUGAGUAA